AUGCAGAAGGAAGACGAUAAAGUCCAGACCGUGGAGAGAGUCCCGGACUCGGCAGCCGCUGACCUGGCGACAUCGAAGACAGCAAAAGUCCAAAAUGUUGCUUAUAGCGAUGCCAUCGCCAAGGAUAACCUCUCUCCGCGGGCAACGUCCAUCUUCAAACUCUAUGCCAUCAUUGCUCUCGUCACGCUAAAUAAUUGCGGUAAUGGUUUUGAUGGAACUAUCAUGUCGUCCAUUAAUGCUAUGGAUCCUUUCCAUAAAUUCUUCGGCACUGAAAUGCAAGGUUCUUCUAUUGGAGCUGUCUUUGCGCUCUACAGCGUCGGAAACAUCCUUGGCUGUCUUGUUGCCGCUCCCGCUGCCGACAUCUUUGGACGAAAGUUCGGCAUGAUCACCGGGUCGAUCUUUGUCAUCAUUGGUACGGUGAUCCAAGCGGCGGCCCAGAAUGUCGGGACAUUCAUGGCGGGGAGACUGUUCCUCGGUUUUGGCUGCACCAUCGCAGUAACUGCGUCUCCUAUCUACCUAGUUGAGAUGGCCUACCCUUCUUGGCGCGGAACUCUGGCUGGUCUGUACAACGUAGGCGGCUGGUAUAUUGGAUCACUUACAUCUACAUGGACUGCCUAUGGAACAGGCCGAUUAACUUCCAACUGGUCCUGGAGGAUCCCCAUCAUCAUUCAGGUCGUCCCCGCAACUAUCAUCCUGUGCGGCGUAUGGUUCAUCCCGGAAAGUCCCAGAUGGCUCAUGAGUCACGGAAAGGAGGAGCAGGCACGAGCUGUGCUCAUCAAGUAUCACGGAGACGGCAACCCCGAAUCAGCUGUCGUGAAACUGGAGCUCGACGAGAUGCGUGCAUCCAUCGAAUACCAAGCGGAAAUCGAAGCAAGCCAAAAGUGGUGGGACUACCGCAUGCUCUUCGACAACAAGGAGAACCUGCACCGAUUUUACUUACUGUUCUUGGUCGCGAUCUUCUCCCAGUUCAUCGGUGGUUCGGUCAUCACUUACUACAUGCCCGUCAUUCUAGAGAACGUUGGCAUUACCAGCUCUUCUCAGCAGCUUCUACUCAACGGCGUCAAUGUCAUUUUCGGUUUCUUCAGCGGCGUUGCAGGUUCAUUUUGCGUUGAGAAGUUUGGACGCAGGCCUCUGUUUCUUUGGGGCACAUUCUUGACAGGUCUCGUCUAUAUCCCUAUCAACGUCAUCGCAGCCAAAGCCCACGGUCAUGUUGACACAUCAACCGGUUACGCCUUUAUUGCAAUGAUUUUCUUGUAUGGCAUUUUCUGGUCUUUCUGCUGGACUCCUCUGCAGUCUUUAUACCCCAGCGAGGUGCUACGCAAUGACAUUCGAGCCAAGGGUAUGGCCGCUUCCGGCUUCUUCAGUGGUGUUUCGGGCUUCAUCAACACGUAUGCCACACCAGUCGCUCUUCAGAAAAUUGGUUGGAAGACAUACACCAUUUUCCUUAUUUUGCAUUUUGUUGAGUGGGGAAUGAUGUAUUUUGCUCUUGUCGAAACAAAGGGCCGGUCUCUCGAAGAAAUCGACGAGAUUUUCAAGAGCCCCAACCCGGUCAAAACAUCCAAGCAGAAGCACGAAGUCUACAUCAAGGAGGGUGCAGGCGUCACUGCCGACUUGGGCGCAAAGGAAGCCUGAGUGCAUUUGUUGUUUAAGGGGACAAGAUGAACACGUUGCAUAUGGCCGGGUAUAUUGCAAGUGAUGGACUUUUAUCGUGCUCUUUUCGAUGCCAGAGCUGAGUUGUGGGGUUCUGAUGUCGGCCUUUUGGUAGUGUUGAAAGUAUGCCUGCUGGUGGAUGGGAUUGAGAUUAUUGAGCGUAUUAAUAGUGUUCUCGAUAUAUUCAUCAUUACCAUCGUAUAACCCUGCUCCGCCCAGCAACAUCGUCGAGUUUCUCCCGCCACGUCCGCAGCACGGCACGAGCCUCUCUCUGUCCUGUAAACGCAAAUGUGAUGUUAAAUAUGCGAAACAUUGGGUCAACCUCCUCCUCCUCCUCUUUCUGCCCUUCCUUCCCUUCGCCUCCUGCAGUCCCAGCAUCCAAGCCUUGCUCCAGCCAGUAUUCACACACCGCCUCCUUCUCCCUGUCCAUGAUCGCCUCUGCGAGACUUGCAGAGAUGAGACUGUCCCAGCCACCCUCCAGCCGCGGGUGCCUGAGCAGGGUCACAGCACGGCGGCGGGUUGACUGUCCGAUACCACUGUGGGCGACGAGGAAGAGGUGCUGUGUAUAGGAUACCCGGCGGGUCUUCACAGGAUCGAGGUUCAUGAUCUGCUCGGCGAGGUCGACUAUAGACUUGUACAAGGCGGGGAGGUCAUUUUGACGCUUGACCAAGUCAUGUUCCUCGGGGUCCUGAAUCAGGAGGAGGCGAUUGGCGCUCUGGAAG
Molecule: messenger RNA, 2372 nt
Organism: Fusarium odoratissimum NRRL 54006
Lineage: Eukaryota; Fungi; Ascomycota; Sordariomycetes; Hypocreales; Nectriaceae
Exons: 4
Coding region: 1-1632 (543 amino acids)
Biological process (GO): carbohydrate transport; transmembrane transport
Cellular component (GO): membrane
Molecular function (GO): carbohydrate:proton symporter activity
Source: RefSeq, a predicted model, not a curated record